This is a messenger RNA of Talaromyces marneffei, 675 nucleotides long. RefSeq lists its product as uncharacterized. The coding region runs from base 1 to 675 and encodes 224 amino acids. The record is from RefSeq and is a predicted model, not a curated record. Lineage: Eukaryota; Fungi; Ascomycota; Eurotiomycetes; Eurotiales; Trichocomaceae. The transcript has a single exon.
AUGCCAACAGCACUUGUCGAAUCACACCCAUUUUACGAUGCUUCAAAAGCGGCUGGUUACCAUCAACGUAUUGGCUGGGGCGCAAAACCAGCUUUGGUCCUUAUCGAUGUUUGUCGUGCUUAUUGGGCAGAGGGGUCACCCCUCUCUCUACUAUCCAACCCUUCCGGUGCAUCUUCUCCAGAUAGCAUGAUCCGACUCCUGGCGGCCGCACGCGAGAGUGACAUACCAGUCAUAUGGUGUCAAGUUCAUUAUAACCACCCGGACAUGUUGGACGGGGUAAUACAAUAUAAAAAAUCGCCUGGAAUUUCUAUAUGGCAGGAAGGCGACACACGUGGAAUGGACGCCUGGAUGCCCGGUUUGGUUCCAGACUGGGAUAACGAGACUGUUGUGCUGAAGAAGAACCCCAGCGGUUUCUUAGCAACAAAUCUACUUGGACAAUUGAACGGUUUAGGUGUGGACACCAUUGUGCUAUGCGGUGUCAGUACAAGUGGUUGUGUGAGGGCAACGGCAGUUGAUGCAUGUGGGCAUGGCUUUCGGUGCAUGGUUGUUGAAGAGGCGAGUGGCGACAGAAGCAUUGAGAUCCAGAGGGCAACUCUAUUUGAUCUAGAUGCAAGAUUCGCAGAUGUCAUCAAUGAGUCGGAAGCUCUUGCUCAGAUGAAAAAGGGAUGGAAAUGA